UUCAGAAGUUUUCCCAAUGCUUCCUUAAGCGGCCGGCGCGCGAGAGACUGAAAAAAAGGUGACGCGGGCCCGGGCAGGCAGCCGGCGCGCUGCCCCCCGCCCUGGUUAUCUGGCCGCCUUCGCCGGCGGCUGGGGCAGAGCCUCCUGGAAGCGCAGGCGGCGCGGCGAGCCGGACGUCUGCUUGUUUUCUAGUUCGGGCUCCUUUUUCCCGUUCCCGCCUGGAAUCUGCCGCGCGCGUUCUAGGCCGUCGGCCGCGUCCGCGUCCGGCCCUCUCCGCCGCCCCAAGCCUCCUCGGCGGCCGGAGGCGCCCCGGAGGCGGGCAAGCGCAGGGGAGGCGGCGGCCCGGCACCAGCCCGCAGGCCCGGACUCGGACUGGGCGGCCGGCCCAGCGAGGGCGGGGGGCGGCGGCGGCGGCGGCGAGCGGGGCCAUGCAGGCGCGCUACUCCGUUUCCAGCCCCAACUCCCUGGGAGUGGUGCCCUACCUCGGCGGCGAGCAGAGCUACUACCGCGCGGCGGCGGCGGCCGGGGGCGGCUACACCGCCAUGCCUGCCCCCAUGAGCGUGUACUCGCACCCGGCGCACGCCGAGCAGUACCCGGGCGGCAUGGCCCGCGCCUACGGGCCCUACACGCCGCAGCCGCAGCCCAAGGACAUGGUGAAGCCGCCCUACAGCUACAUCGCGCUCAUAACCAUGGCGAUCCAGAACGCGCCGGACAAGAAGAUCACCCUGAACGGCAUCUACCAGUUCAUCAUGGACCGCUUCCCCUUCUACCGGGACAACAAGCAGGGCUGGCAGAAUAGCAUCCGCCACAACCUCUCGCUCAACGAGUGCUUCGUCAAGGUGCCGCGCGACGACAAGAAGCCAGGCAAGGGCAGUUACUGGACGCUGGACCCGGACUCCUACAACAUGUUCGAGAACGGCAGCUUCCUGCGGCGGCGGCGGCGCUUCAAGAAGAAGGACGCCGUGAAGGACAAGGAGGAGAAGGACCGGCUGCACCUCAAGGAGCCGCCGCCGCCGCAGCAGCAGCAGCCCGGCCGCCAGCCCGCGCCCGCGCCGCCCGAGCAGGCAGACGGCGCGGCGCCCGGAGCGCAGCCGCCGCCCGUGCGCAUCCAGGACAUCAAGACCGAGAACGGUACGUGCCCCUCGCCGCCCCAGCCCCUGUCCCCGGCCGCCGCCCUGGGCAGCGGCAGCGCCGGCGCCGCCGCGGUGCCCAAAAUCGAAAGCCCCGACAGCAGCAGCAGCAGCCUGUCCAGCGGGGGCAGCCCCCCGGGCGGCCUGCCGGCGGCGCGGCCGCUGAGCCUGGACGGCGCGGAGCCCGGCCAGCCGCCCGCGCCCGCGCCCGCACCGCCGCACAGCCAGGGCUUCAGCGUGGACAACAUCAUGACGUCGCUGCGGGGGUCGCCGCAGGGCGCAGCCGCCGAGCUGGGCUCUGGCCUCCUGGCCCCGGCCGCCGCGUCCUCGCGCGCGGGCCUGGCGCCCCCGCUGGCGCUGGGCGCCUACUCGCCGGGCCAGAGCUCCCUGUACGGCUCCCCCUGCAGCCAGAGCCCCGGCGCGGGCGGCUCGGGCGGGGGCGGCGGGGCCGGGGGCGCCGGGACCUACCACUGCAAUCUGCAGGCCAUGAGCCUGUACGCGGCCGGGGAGCGCGGCGGCCACGUGCAAGGCGCGCCCGCGGGCGCCGGCGGCUCCUCGGUGGACGACCCCCUGCCCGACUACUCCCUGCCCCCGGCCACCAGCAGCAGCUCCUCGUCACUGGGCCACGGCGGCGGCGGCGGCGGCGGCCAGGAGGCCGGCCAUCACCCUGCGGCCCACCAAGGCCGCCUGGCCUCGUGGUACCUGAACCAGGCGGGCGGGGACCUGGGCCACCUGGCGAGCGCGGCUGCGGCGGCCGCGGGCUACCCGGGCCAGCAGCAGAACUUCCACUCGGUGCGGGGGAUGUUUGAGUCGCAGCGGAUCGGCCUGAGCAACUCCCCGGUGAAUGGGAACAGCAGCUGUCAGAUGGCCUUCCCCUCCGGCCAGUCCCUGUACCGCACGUCAGGGGCCUUCGUCUACGACUGCAGCAAGUUCUGACCCCUCCGCCCUGCCCGCCUCCCAGCCGAACUGAACCGGACCCCAGAGCAGGAGCAGCCAAAAGAACCCUCGAUGCAAAACCGAAACCAAAAACCCAAUUUGUGAAACGUUCACCAAACCAGCGAACAGAAUCUCUCCAAACUUUCAACUCACCAGCACGAAGAAGAGUAUUUUCUUAAAAGAUGGAUUCGGAGCCACCUCCCCUUUGCCUUAACUAAAUAAACAAAACCGUAAACUGUUUCGUACAGAGACAGCAGAGUCAUGGUUUGUUAACGGACAGUGUUACUCCAGAUAACACGUAAGUUUCUUCUUCUUUUCAGAGAGCACGCUUUCCUCCUCCUGUCCUGUCCCUUCCCCUGCCGCCUCCUGCCUUCACGUCUCACCUGUAAGAUACUAUUUUAUCCUCUGUUGAAAGGAGGUAGGAAGGCCCCGUAUAUGAAAAUCGCUUUCUUUUUAUCCAUGGACUUGUUUUAAAAUGUAAAUUGCAAUAUAGUAAUUUAUUUUUAAUUUGUAGUUGGAUGUCGUGGACCAAACGCCAGAAAGUGUUUCCAAAACCUGACGUUAAAUUGCCUGAAACUUUAAAUUGUGCUCUUUUUUUCAUUAUAAAAAGGGAAACUGUAUUAAUCUUAUUCUAUCAUCUUUUCUUUCUUUUUGUUGAACAUACCCAUUGUUUGUUUAUUAAUAAAUUACCAUUCAGUUUGAAUGAGACCUAUAUGUCUGGAUACUUUCAUACAGCCUUAAUUAUUAUAAGAAAAAAAGAUUUCAGAGAUUAAAACACUAGAAAUUAUCAAUUCUCCUCCUAAAUCUCUGAAAAAAAUGGAGACACCCUGUGACUAUUCCUUGUCAAAUUUCACAUAAGAGUCUCUUUUUGUUUAGAUUUUUUUUUCCUGCAGCAUUUUCUGCAAAACGUACUGUAUAGGCAGCUUGCUUUGUGGCUAGUAAAAAGAGAUUUUCCUUAACAGAUCUGAGUUGGCAUAUACACAAAUUCAUUUCCUCAGUAAUGACUGAACAUGAUUUGGAAAUUUUAAGCCCAUGAAUCAGCAGCGGUCUUACCGCAGUGAUACCUGUGUGUGGAGAGAGGUGGCUGUGCCUCCAGAUACACAUAUGAAGAUUUGGCUUGUGUAUCACAUUAAAAAACCGCGACGUGUAUUAGACAUCCCUGUGAGCCAAAUGCUGGAUGAUUUUCUUCCUAUUAAUUUCACUCCUUUUUAAGAGGAAAAAAACCCAGCUUUUAAAUGUAUGUAUAUAACUCAUCCACAUCUAGUCCUUCAUGUCUAACGCAGAAGGAUUGAUUUAAAAACAAAACAUGUAUGGCGGGUUGGAAAGGGAUAUUUAAUCUUUGGGAAACUAUUUUAGAAGAUAUGUUUGUUGAACAAUUAUUUUUUGAAAAAGAUUUAAAACAAUAACAAGAAAGAAGGAGCAAAGAGCAGGGCCUUUUAGUCCAGGUGGUUUCUUUUCAAUCCCAUUUUUCUUGUUAAUUUACAGUUAAACCUAGGGGGCAAUCCGGAUCGGCCCUCCCCCUUUGUAAAUAACCCAGGAAAUGUAAUAAAUUCAUUAUCUUAGGGGGAUCUGCCCUGUCAAUCAGACUUUGGGGAGAUGGCGGUUUGAUUACAGUCAUUCAGGGCCUUUCCGUUUGUUUUCGAGAUAAUACAGUUUCCUGCUAUCUGCCGCUCCGAUCUAGAGGCAACACUUAGCAGUAAUUGCUGUUGCUUGUUGUCAAAAUUUGAUCAUUGUUAAAGG
Mesoplodon densirostris (Blainville's beaked whale) is the source of this 3806-nucleotide messenger RNA. RefSeq names its product forkhead box C1 (gene FOXC1). The transcript has a single exon. Gene Ontology annotation, molecular function: DNA-binding transcription factor activity, RNA polymerase II-specific; RNA polymerase II cis-regulatory region sequence-specific DNA binding. The coding region runs from base 429 to 2066 and encodes 545 amino acids. Lineage: Eukaryota; Metazoa; Chordata; Mammalia; Artiodactyla; Ziphiidae. The record is from RefSeq and is a predicted model, not a curated record. Gene Ontology annotation, biological process: regulation of transcription by RNA polymerase II; anatomical structure morphogenesis; cell differentiation.